AUGAGUAACACGGACUUUUUGGGGCGGGCGAUUGACACGGUCAAGAAGGCCAUUGAGAAUGACAAUGAGGGCGAAUACGAGAAGGCUUAUCAGCUGUACUACUCCGCAUUGGAGCUGUUCAUGCUGGCGCUCAAGUGGGAGAAAAACCCGAAGUCCAAGGAGAUGAUUCGCGCCAAAACGGGCGAAUACAUGGACCGCGCCGAGAAGCUGAAGAAUCAUCUGGCUUCAGCAGGAGAUAAAAAGAAACCAAGUGCCGUGGGCGCGAAUGGAAAGGUCGCGCCAGGUAGUGGGAAAGGGAACCAGGAGGACGACAAUGGCGAGGAUGCGGAGGCCAAGAAGCUCCGCUCGGCCCUCCAGGGUGCCAUCCUGUCAGACAAGCCGAAUGUUAAGUGGGAAGAUGUUGCUGGUCUAGAGAGCGCGAAGGAAGCCUUGAAAGAAGCCGUCAUUCUCCCCAUCAAGUUCCCGCAUCUGUUUACUGGCAAGCGGCAACCUUGGAAGGGCAUUCUGCUCUACGGGCCUCCCGGUACUGGAAAAUCCUAUCUUGCAAAGGCUGUUGCGACCGAAGCGAAUAGCACCUUCUUCAGCGUCAGUAGUAGUGACCUAGUAUCGAAGUGGAUGGGUGAAAGUGAAAGACUUGUGAAACAACUUUUUAAUAUGGCCCGCGAGAAUAAGCCAGCCAUUAUUUUCAUUGAUGAAGUCGAUGCGCUGUGUGGGCCACGUGGAGAAGGUGAAUCAGAGGCCUCUCGGCGUAUCAAAACCGAAUUGCUCGUCCAAAUGGACGGUGUCGGAAAGGACUCUAAGGGUGUUCUAAUCCUGGGCGCGACCAACAUUCCCUGGCAGCUGGAUGCUGCUAUUAGGCGACGAUUCCAACGCCGUGUUCACAUCAGUCUUCCGGAUUUCAAUGCGCGGAUGAAGAUGUUCAUGCUGGCCGUGGGCUCGACACCGUGCCACAUGACGCAGGCGGAUUACCGGACAUUGGCCGAAUUGAGCGAAGGCUACUCCGGUAGCGAUAUCAGUAUUGCCGUGCAAGAUGCGCUGAUGCAGCCCAUUCGCAAGAUCCAAACGGCGACGCAUUAUAAAAAGGUGACUGUCGAAGGUGUCGAGAAGCUUACUCCAUGCUCACCAGGUGAUGCCGGCGCCGUUGAGAUGACCUGGCUUAGCAUUGAAGCAGAGCAACUCUUGGAGCCCCCACUUAUGCUGAAGGACUUCAUCAAGGCUGUUAAGAACUCCCGGCCCACCGUCAGCCAGGAAGAUCUUACAAGGAAUUCGGAGUGGACCAAGGAGUUCGGCAGUGAAGGAGCGUGA
Molecule: messenger RNA, 1305 nt
Organism: Penicillium subrubescens
Lineage: Eukaryota; Fungi; Ascomycota; Eurotiomycetes; Eurotiales; Aspergillaceae
Product: AAA family ATPase VPS4
Exons: 4
Coding region: 1-1305 (434 amino acids)
Biological process (GO): endosomal transport; vacuole organization
Molecular function (GO): ATP hydrolysis activity; ATP binding
Source: RefSeq, a predicted model, not a curated record